Molecule: messenger RNA, 3023 nt
Organism: Chrysoperla carnea
Lineage: Eukaryota; Metazoa; Arthropoda; Insecta; Neuroptera; Chrysopidae
Gene: IntS8
Product: integrator complex subunit 8
Exons: 1
Coding region: 48-3008 (986 amino acids)
Biological process (GO): snRNA 3'-end processing
Cellular component (GO): integrator complex
Source: RefSeq, a predicted model, not a curated record
UUAUUAGUGAUUGUUGUGUGCAUAAAAAUUAAUAUUUGAGAUUAAAAAUGGAAGUGGAUAUUGAAAAUAAUAGUACUAUGGACAAAAAUCCAAUGUUGUGGUUCGAAUUUCUAGUCGAUCCAUCAUUGUUAAUACCUCAUUUAUCAAAACCAAAACCUGAACCAUCACCUACGGAGUUAAUAAUAAAACUAUUAACAUGCUAUCAAAAUAAUAAUAAUAUUGAAUCUCAAGAAUUCACUCUCCGUGGUAUAGGCCUUAAAAUAUUAGCUUUAAAAAUAGCUGCAUAUUUAAAAUGGGAUGUGAAAAUAUUCCAAUCAAAAUUACCACUACCAAUUCAAAUAAAAUUAUUGGAAGAUUUAGUUUAUAUAACCACCGGAAAAGUGACUCGAAUGGCUAAACAAUUGUUAACGGUUAACAUUGAAUCGGUCCCAAAUGAAGUAUUAUUUGCUGCAACACUUUGGCAUCGAUGGAUUGUUUCCGGUUUAGUUUAUCGUGGUAUUCAACAAAAAAAUGCUCGUUUGCAAAACAUACAAUUACCGUUUGAUAACACAAUCGGAAAUACACAAAUUUCCGAAGAGUUUAAUCGAUUUAUCGAUAAUCUUGUAACAGAUAGUAUUAAAUUUUUACAUGAUUUAUUGAAUAACGGUCGUGUACCCCAAGUUUUAUCGGUAGAUACAUUUGUCGCGUUAACUGAUACAAACUCAGAAGUGAAACAAAAUUGGGAUGCUACCGUGAAAAUUUCGAUUGAUGAAUUUCACUCACAAAUUCAUUACGAUUUAGCAACUUUUUAUUUUUAUCAAAAAGUUUGGCAACAGAGUAAAGUACAUUUUAUAAAGUGUUUAGAAUUUUAUCAAAAUCAAGAAUUACAGAAAGAAUCAUUUUUAAAUUUUAAGUAUUUGGGUGAACUAAAAGGAUAUUUGAUCGCGAUUGGGGAAAGUUUUAAUGGGUAUCAACCAAGUUUAUUGUAUAAAUUUUACUUAUCAGUUCGAAAUGGAUUUGCUGGUACUGUUAAUAUUAUGCAAAUAGAUAACGUCGAACGAUCAUUACCGUUAAUACAUCGACAAUUGACCGAAAUUGAAACUAUGGGUGCCUUAUAUUGUGAAAAAUAUUACGUUGCUAAAGAUAUACUCAUACAAUUUGCUACCCUUAAUUUAGUACGAGACAUCGUGGAAGGUAAUACCAUAUGUCCGACAAAAGUUAUCACCCUGUUAAAAAAUCACGGCAAUAAAGCAUUUGAUUUACUCUUGGCUGCUGUAAUUGCCGUAAUUGAUCAAGUAAACGAAACAGAAUGUAAACAUCUUAAACAUUUUUUCAUACAUAUGGCGUUAUAUAUGAAUAAAAAUUUCAAAAUAUUAUAUGAAAGUCCAAAAUUAUCUCGAAUUUUUACUGAUAAUGAUAAAACACAAUUAAAUAAUUUACUUGAUCCUGCACCAACAUCGGUUCCUUGCUUUGAAACAAAUUUAAAUUUAAAUAUCUCGAAGGAAUAUUGUAAUGUGUUUUUCGAACAAAAAUUACUACAACGUAAUAUAAUCCAAUGCUAUGAUUUUAAAAAAUUACAAAGUUUAGUUGUUGAAUGGCAUAAAAAAACUCAAGGAAAAUCAUUAUUACGAAUUAAUCCAAAAUGGCAAUUACCCAUUCCUUUACAAAGUGUUGUUAUGUCGUUAGAGGAUCCCAUGUUACAAAGUAUUGCUUAUUUAAUAUUAGCAAAAGGUCGAGAAUUAAUGUUAGCUAAAGAUUAUAAAAAUUCUUUACGUAUGUAUUCUCAAUUCGAUACAAAAUCGAUUAAGAAUAGUACAAAUCCUGCUACUCUUAAAUUAUGGAAACUUGUUUCUUGGGAAAUAUUGUUGGUAAAAGUUAUUCAAUACACGGAAGAAUGGCCUGCGAAUUAUUUAUCCAAAGAUGAUAAACGAGAUUUAAUAUCUAAGUGUGAAGAAUGCUUGUUAUCUCAACCAACUGAUUAUGUUUCGAAUGUUAUCCCUCGAACUGAAUUAAUAGAACAUUUCUCAUUAUUUUUAUUAAACGUUGGAGAAUGGGAAUUUAUCGUAAAUUUAGAAAAACGUUGGAAUUAUUUUGAAUUGACGACAACAGUGGCUCAUGCAUGCCAAGAUUUAAUUAAAUAUAAAGGGACAAAAAAAUUAAAUAAAGAUGUUUGGGAAUUAGUAUUACCAGUUUUUGGUCCUUCGAGCCAGAAUCAACAACAAAAACGUGGAAAUCCAAACUCUCAUCAUCGUGAUUCACCUAAUGCUAAGAAUAAACUGAAUUUAUUAGGAUUUAUUGGAAGUUUACGUAACGAACAUGCACUAAGUUUAAUGAUAGCUUUAUUAGCACGAUUAUAUAAUAUUUUAAAAGAUGAAAGUAGUUUGGAAUUAGUUGUGGAACAUUUAUCACUUUGGCCAGCUGUUGUUAGUAAUGCAAAUUCAUAUAAUAGUAAAAGUGUUAGCGAAAUUCUUUGGGAAACAUUGGAAAUAGCGUUACAACAUUAUCCAAAUAAUGCAUCAUGGUUAAAAUUAAUGGGAGAUAUGAAUUUUUGUAAUGAAUAUCCUGAAGCUGCCCUAAAAUGUUACAUAAAAUCAUUAAUUGUGGCCACAGAAUAUUUUACACAAUCGGUUCAAAAAAGUUUAUUUGAUGAUCAUACUGUCAAGCGUAUGAUUAAAUGUUGUAUCGAGGUAAAUUGUUAUACGCAAGCUGUAGUAUUGUGUCAAUUUUUGGAACAAGUCGAUUACACAACUGCUUUUCAAUGUUUGAGUGAAAUGAAACCAGGCAAUUGUCAAGAUGCAAUGGACGCGUAUUAUAGUUGUAUUUGGGACACAACACUUUUAGAAUAUUUAAUUUAUUUACAUCAUAAACGUGGCGAAGAGCAUCGUAAACGUGAAGCUAUUAAAAUUAUUGGACAAUUAGAAUUAAAUUCGAAUAAUUCAGAUGAGAUUAAACGUGAAGCUUCUGAAAUACGAAAACGAAAGUUUAUGCGUGCCAUGGCAAAACAGUAUGUGAUUAAGUAUCCAAUUUGAAUGGAAAUUCAAUUA